UUGAUUAAAGAAAUCGUCUUAGAAAAUCUAACUAUUAUUAGUUUAUUUAUGUUCCGAGUUGGGAUGGGAAAGAUAAGGAUAUUGUUAUUUCUCGUAUUGAUACUUUUCUCGGCACUGGUUGCGUGUGUUGAUAGAUUUCACGUAGACGAAGAAAGUGAACAAAGGACACAAGGAGAACAAUGGUUCUUGUUGCGUCACUUACAUAAUGUUGUGAAAACGGAUGCCGGGUCUAUGAGAUUUGUGAAAGGUGGCUAUCGUAGGGGUUCAUUUUUACAUAGUCCAAUGCAUAUUGGUUUCAUCUCCAUGGAACCAAAUAGCCUCUUCAUCCCUCAAUAUCUUGAUUCAAAUCUUGUCAUCUUUGUUCAUCAUGGGGAAGCAAGAGUUGGACAUAUCUACAAGGAUCAAUUAGAAGAAAGGAGUUUGAAGCCAGGAGAUGUGUAUACAAUUCCUGCUGGAUCAGCUUUUUAUUUAGAGAAUAGAGUUGAAAGCAAAAGACUUCAAAUUAUUUGCAGCAUUGACAUUACCUCUGAAUCCAUGGGAUGGCAUGCUUUCCAGUCAUUCUUCAUUGGUGGUGGAAGUAAUCCCUCAUCCGUCCUUGCUGGAUUCGAUCAUACUACAUUAUCAACUGCUCUUAAUGUUUCAACAGCAGAAGUACACGCGCUAUUGACCAGACAAUCGUCUGGACCAAUCGUACACUUAUCUGGUUCUCAUCAUGACGCGAACAUUUGGUCCAACUUCUUGGACCUAGAACCCCAUCAAAGACUAGCUAAUUUGAAGAGAAUUGUGAAUUUUGAUGAAGAAGUUAGCCCCAAAGAGGAGAAAUCAAGAUGGUCAUUUAGGAAAUUUUUGUUUACUUUGUUAAACGGUGAAGAUGUUAUCGAGAGAGUGAAUCAUAAAGCCCCAUCAACGUACAAUAUCUACAACAAGAAGCCCGAUUUCAAGAAUGACUUUGGAUGGAGCAAGAAGGUGGAUUCAUCUGAUUAUUCCCCUCUAGAGCAAUCAGGACAUGGCGUGUAUCUUGUCAAUCUAUCUCCGGGAUCCCUUAUGGCGCCUCAUAUCAAUCCAUCAGCAAUCGAGUAUGGAGUUGUGUUGAGAGGGACAGGCAGGAUUCAAAUUGUGUAUCCGAAUGGUACUUUAGCAAUGAAUGCUAAAGUACGCGAAGGAGAUGUUUUUUGGGUGCCAAGGUACUUUCCGUUUUGCCAAAUUGCAUCAACGAAUAGCCCGUUGGAGUUCUUUGGCUUCACUACAUCAGCAAAGAGGAACCAUCAACAGUUCUUGGUAGGUAAAAACUCAUUGAUGCAGAGUUUGAGAGGGCGAGAAUUUGCAGCUGCAUUUGGAAUUGAUGAGAAAAGGCUUAAGAAGAUUGCUAAUGCUCAACGCGAACAAGUCAUCUUGCCAUCGCGUUCCUCUGAGGAUGAACUGGAGUUUUAGUUAGUCUAGUUGAAUUAUGGCACCAGUCUGGUGUAAACUUCAUUCUCUUUUUGUUUGAUUUGAGUUUUCUUAAUUACUCGCUUUGUUUUGGAGAUGAUUAGAAUUUUCCCUAUUGAGUUGUUAAUAAAACCGAUUCUUUUAAUCUUA
Molecule: messenger RNA, 1578 nt
Organism: Solanum pennellii
Lineage: Eukaryota; Viridiplantae; Streptophyta; Magnoliopsida; Solanales; Solanaceae
Product: vicilin-like seed storage protein At2g28490
Exons: 5
Coding region: 49-1431 (460 amino acids)
Source: RefSeq, a predicted model, not a curated record